Cinara cedri is the source of this 9772-nucleotide messenger RNA. The record is from the annotation of a GenBank genome assembly. NCBI's taxonomy places the organism in Eukaryota, Metazoa, Arthropoda, Insecta, Hemiptera, Aphididae.
AUGCUUAGUGCUAACAUCCCGUUAAAUAAAUUAAGUAAUACAUAUUUCAAACAAUUUUUGAUAAAAUAUACUGGACAAAAUAUUCCAGAUCAAACAACAUUACGCAAAGUUAAUGUUGACCAUUGUUACCAGGAAGUUUUAAACGAAAUAAGACAAAAAGUAGCGGGAAAGAAAAUUUGGGUCUCAAUAGAUGAGACAACAGAUGCCGAGGGCCGCUUUAUUGCUUCAGUUAUUAUCGNGCUGUUUUUAAGUGAUGCUGCGCCUUAUAUGGUGAAGGCUGGUGAUACAUUAAAAGUGUUGUAUCCAAAAAUGGUUCACGUAACUUGUACUUCCCAUGGAUUACAUAGAGUCGCUGAAAAAAUACGUAUUCAAUUUCCAAAAGUUGAUAAACUGGUAGCAAAUGUUAAACGAGUAUUCAAAAAGGCGCCUUAUCGUGUUCAAAAAUUUCAUACUGAUGCACCGAAUAUAUCACUACCUCCUGAACCUAUUCUGACACGUUGGGGUACGUGGAUUUCUGCCGUAUUAUAUUAUAGUGAAAACUUUCAAACUGUAAAAAACAUAAUUGAAAGUUUUGAUGAGAAUGAUGCGCUUUCCAUAAAAAAUGCUCAAAAAUAUUUUAAAAUUACUCAAAUGAAAGGAAACUUGACUUUUAUACAUUCGAAUUUUGCAUGUCUUCCCAUAGCUAUAACGCGUCUACAAAAACAAGGUAUACCCUUAUCUGAAGGUAUUGCAAUCAUACAAGAUAUUUCAUCAAAGUUUAGUCAAUUAACAGGUACCGCUGGAAUUGAUAUUAAUAAAAAAUUACAAACAGUUCUCAACAAAAACAAAGGAUUUCAAAUUGUUUGUAAUAUUUCAAAAAUAUUAACUGGCGAAGAAGAGAAUGUAGGUGACUUGGAUAUACCAGAAGAUUUAACCAGUAGCGACAUGGCGUAUUUUAAGUUUGCACCAAUAACAUCCGCAGAUGUAGAACGAUCGUUUUCUUUAUAUAAGAAUAUAUUGGCACCAAACAGGAGGUCUUUCAAGUUUGAAAAUCUCAAAAAAUCAUUAAUCGUACAAUGCAAUAAUUACUUUAGAGGUAAAUUUAUUAAAUAUUAAAUUUAUAUUUAUAUUUAUAUUUAUUUUUUUUAUAUAGAUGCCGUAAAUGACGAUGAUGAAGAUCGCAAUUAAUUUAAAUUUAUAUAAACAUGUAAUACCCAUAAAUUUUUAACAAUUAUAUUUAGUAUUUAAAAAAAUAUUUUUUGUUGUUUUUUGUAUAUUUUUGAAAAAUUAGUACAUAUUUUACGAAAUUUUAAUAGCAUAUUUUUAUGCACGUUUUGAUAUUUUUAGUGCAUAUUUUGAUAUUUUUUAGUGCAUAUUUUCAUGCAUAUUUUGACAUUUUUUAGUGCAUAUUUAAUAGUUUUUUGGUGCAUUAAAUUCACAGCCCUGGUUAUUAUUGUCUCAAUGAAAAUUUUCUUUUUUUUGUGAGGUAUUCAAUUAAAACUAUAAACCUAAUAAUAAAAUCAGAAUUGCUCUGAUAUCUACUAAAGGUAUAUAAAUUUGUUAUCUUUUAUACAUUUAUUAGAAACAUAAAUAAAUACCUACUAUUGUUACGGGCCGUUUGGACAUAGCCUUUUAAUGGGAAGAUGUACACGUAUAUUAAGUCUACAGAUGGUUUUUUAUUAGAAUUUGAACAAAAAACAGUUGACACGUUAUAUUUAUAAGUGAAGAACCUACAACACUAGACUCUUGUAUAUAAAGCUCUAUUAGAAUCCAUAAUUAACUAUGGUAUUACUAUUUGGAGAGGUGCCUACGAUACAACACCGAAUCCAUUAAAAAUAAUACAAAAUAGAAUAGGUAAUACAAAUUAUUUUAUAUAGAAUUAUUAGUAUUACACAGAAUAUCUGUACAAAGAAUUAAAUGUUCUACCAUUGUUCUAUAAGGCAUCAGUAAUUUAUAUAAUUAAAAAUAACCUAACACCUAGUAUUGAUCAUGGAUAUAACACAAGACAAUUAUCAAACAUUACUGUUCCCUUAAUGCACAGAAAACUAACUCAAUCUACUUAUUUAUGUAUAGAACAAAAAAUGUAUAAUAUGAUAACAUUAGACUUCAAAAUAACUCUAUCGUUUAAUACUUGAAAAAAAUAAAUAACUAACUGGCUGCAAAAUGAAAUAAAUUUAAAAACUUUAAAUAUUUGUACAUCUCUAAUCAAGUUGCUUGCAUUUGUAUUUUCUCAAACUGUUUUCAAAUCUCCAUAUAUUAAUUAUUGUUACCUACAUUGUAUAUGUUUAAGUUAGUUUCAUAAGUCUAAAAUUGUGAAAAAAAAGUUCAAUUUAAAUUAUUAUUUGAAUGUAAUAUUUUCCUUAUUAUAAAUUGUGAACUCAUGAGUUCCAAAACGAAUCUGUUCAGUGGGGGCCCAUUAUCUUUUCAAAGAAAUAAACAAUAAUAAUAAUAAUUAUAAUCAGGGCUGUGAAUUUAAUGCACCAAAAAACUAUUAAAUAUGCACUAAAAAAUGUCAAAAUAUGCAUGAAAAUAUGCACUAAAAAAUAUCAAAAUAUGCACUAAAAAUAUCAAAACGUGCAUAAAAAUAUGCUAUUAAAAUUUCGUAAAAUAUGUACUAAUUUUUCAAAAAUAUACAAAAAACAACAAAAAAUAUUUUUUUAAAUACUAAAUAUAAUUGUUAAAAAUUUAUGGGUAUUACAUGUUUAUAUAAAUUUAAAUUAAUUGCGAUCUUCAUCAUCGUCAUUUACGGCAUCUAUAUAAAAAAAAUAAAUAUAAAUAUAAAUAUAAAUUUAAUAUUUAAUAAAUUUACCUCUAAAGUAAUUAUUGCAUUGUACGAUUAAUGAUUUUUUGAGAUUUUCAAACUUGAAAGACCUCCUGUUUGGUGCCAAUAUAUUCUUAUAUAAAGAAAACGAUCGUUCUACAUCUGCGGAUGUUAUUGGUGCAAACUUAAAAUACGCCAUGUCGCUACUGGUUAAAUCUUCUGGUAUAUCCAAAUCACCUACAUUCUCUUCUUCGCCAGUUAAUAUUUUUGAAAUAUUACAAACAAUUUGAAAUCCUUUGUUUUUGUUGAGAACUGUUUGUAAUUUUUUAUUAAUAUCAAUUCCAGCGGUACCUGUUAAUUGACUAAACUUUGAUGAAAUAUCUUGUAUGAUUGCAAUACCUUCAGAUAAGGGUAUACCUUGUUUUUGUAGACGCGUUAUAGCUAUGGGAAGACAUGCAAAAUUCGAAUGUAUAAAAGUCAAGUUUCCUUUCAUUUGAGUAAUUUUAAAAUAUUUUUGAGCAUUUUUUAUGGAAAGCGCAUCAUUCUCAUCAAAACUUUCAAUUAUGUUUUUUACAGUUUGAAAGUUUUCACUAUAAUAUAAUACGGCAGAAAUCCACGUACCCCAACGUGUCAGAAUAGGUUCAGGAGGUAGUGAUAUAUUCGGUGCAUCAGUAUGAAAUUUUUGAACACGAUAAGGCGCCUUUUUGAAUACUCGUUUAACAUUUGCUACCAGUUNUUCCGUCAGGCCAUAAUAAAUAAAGUGAAUUUUCAAAUAGGGAACAUAUUGUACUAUGAUUUGUUUUCUGUAAUUGUUCGAGGUUAAAUAAAAAAAUUUCACCUGGACGAUCGAGGAGUAAUGUACCGAUAAUAACUGAAGCAAUAAAGCGGCCCUCGGCAUCUGUUGUCUCAUCUAUUGAGACCCAAAUUUUCUUUCCCGCUACUUUUUGUCUUAUUUCGUUUAAAACUUCCUGGUAACAAUGGUCAACAUUAACUUUGCGUAAUGUUGUUUGAUCUGGAAUAUUUUGUCCAGUAUAUUUUAUCAAAAAUUGUUUGAAAUAUGUAUUACUUAAUUUAUUUAACGGGAUGUUAGCACUAAGCAUGGCUUUACAUAAAUCAUUAUUAAAUGACGAUUUAGAUGACGAAUCUUUUGAGAUAAUAAGUUGCUGAGUUUUUUUUUUGUUUUCUGUACGAUUAACUCCUCUUUGGUGUUUUUCAGUGGCUAUGUGUUGUGUUACAGAAAAACGUUUAUCACUCGCAAUUUUAAUAUUGCAUACUGUACAAAAUAAAAUUUUACUGUCUGUUGUAAAUAUAUUUCCAAAUUCAGAAACGUAGUUUCUUAGACGGGUUGCAACCGAUAUUUUUUCUUUUGGCAUUUUAAAAUAUACAGUACAACUAGAAAUAUAAAUAAGGAGCUAGUAGGUACUGAUUAGGCGCAAUAAAAUAAUAAAAUAAACAAAACAAAACUAUAACACUCGAAUUACGAACACACGCACAUCACGGAUCGGCGAUCACAUCGAACUAAUAGAAAUAGGUAUUAUUUUUACAAUUGUUGUCCAUCAGGCAUCAAGUGCAAGUUAAUAUAGGUAAAUAUUAUUUUCCAUUUAUUUAUAUUUAUAGACCACAACAAUACAAUAAUAAUUAUUAAUUAAUAAUACUGAUCUUGGACAAUAUUCGGCAAAAUAAGAAAACAACUAUUUAUACCCGAAUUUACGUGUAGUCAACCCAACUAAAAAUAGAAUAAAAUGUUCAAAAAUAAUAAAAUUUCUAUAAAAGAUAGUUAGAUUAUAAAUACAUUUUAUAUUAUGUAUUUUAUAUUUUAGACCAAAUUGACCGAAAAAGUAUAAAUAUUAAGAAAAAAGCAUUAAUACGAAAAAAGUAUAAAAACAUGCAUUUAUAUGCCCUAACUAGUUAAAUAUGCAAAAAUAUGCACUAUAAGAUUUCGUAUUUUAAUUAUUAGUAACACAAUUCAAAUUUUGGCCGAAUCCAUUUUCUUUUAUGAUGUAGCAAAAAAAACAUGCAAAUGCAUUAAAUUCACAGCCCUGAUAAUAACAUUAUAUUAUUAUAAAGAAAAACAUUAGGACCAAUUUUUACCAGAUUGACCGAAAAAAUAUAAAUAUUAAGAAAAAAUCAUAAAGACAUGGAUUUAUAUGCUCUAACCUGUUAAAAAUGUAAAAAUAUGAAAAAUAAGACUUCAUAUUUUAACUAUAUAAUAUAAGCCAAAAACAAAUCUUGGUCAAAUUAAUUUUCUUAUACGGCUUAGCAAAAACAAACAUGUGAAUGCAUUAAAUUCACAGCCCAUAAAUAUGAAUUGUCUGCGUCAGAGUGACGAGGGGACUCGUAAGUGUAAGUAGACAAAUAGGUAACGAAAAUUAUCGACAGAGAAGAAAAAAAUUAUUAAAAACUACUAUUAUUAUUCUAGUAGACAUAUUAAAUUACGAGCGAAAUAUGAAAAAAUACACGAGUAAUCGUCAGCGACGUCCAACUACAACAGCGAUAAUACUUUAAUACAAUAAUACAAUCUAUAGCCGUAUACGGCACAACACAAAAAUAAUCAUAAAGAUAACAAUACGGCUUUUUUAUUAUAAUCAACAAAGACAAAUAUAGGUAUACAACAGUAUGGUCGAUUUGCAUAAUUCACAGAUAACAUAACAAUUUUAAUUAAUUUACAAAAAUAAGAAAAGACCACGGAAACAAUAAUUGGACGAAAAUAAAUGAUUUUAACGGACAGCGCAAACACCAUUUAUUAAAGAAAUUAUCAAAGAAUGCCUUGUCUCCGGUUUGUUUAGUAUUAGCUUAGAGUCAGUAAUAAAGUGAGUCUUUAGUAAGGCGGAAAGAAUAAAAAUGAGUGAUAAUCAAUAACUCGUAAUUGUAGCAUUUGCAGAUGAGCUAGUAAUAAUUUCAGAAAAUGAGGAGGGUCUAAAACAAUCCACAAAAGAACUAAUAAGAAUAGGGAAGGAAAUCGGUCUUAACAUACAUGACGAGAAAACAAAAUGUAUACUAUUCAGAAAACAUCACACGGUAAGAAUAUUGGAAAUAGAAGGUUUUUCAUUUGAAACUAUAGAAUAUUUCAAAUAUCUUGGAAUGCGAAUGAAGAAAUAAGAAAAGAUUGAUAACAGCAAACAGAUUCUAAUUUGGAUUAUCAACAUUGUUCAAAUCAAAAUUAUUCUUAAAAAGAUCAAAUAUAUCAUUGUAUGAAGAUUAUCUUAUAGCAUGUAUUGUAGCAUUAUACAUGUAUGAAACGUGGGCAACCACUAAGUCGAUUGAGAACAAAUUUGGUGUGUUUGAAAGGAAAAUAUUUCGAAAAGUUUUUGGACCAAAAAGAAUGAUCAAGGUUAAUUUGAAGUUAGGAUAAAUGAAGAGCUAAAGAGAUUAUUUGGAGAGGCCAACAUUAAAGGAGUCAUAAAGAGUAAAAGAAUAACGAUGGGCUGAUAGAAUUAAGGUGGACCUAAGAAUGACUGGGGUAAAAACUGUGAAGGAAGUGUCAAGGGACAGCGAAAAGUUAAGGGAUGUUGUUGUUGCGCCAAUGGACAUAAAUGGUCCCUAAGAUGCCUAGGAAAAAAAAGGACUAAUUAUAUAUUAUAUAAAAUACUUAUAGUUAGAUGUAUUAUAUAUAGUUCUAAAAUAUAAAGGAUACAUUUUGAGUUUAAGAUACCUAGUAUAAAUUAAUACAAUUAAUUUAUAAUAACCGAAAAAAUAUGACAUGGCUAACAAUUGACGAAGUGACAAAACAGGAUGCUAUUGGCCACACGAAAACUAUUGUUCUGACGAUAAGAAAUAUUUUGGACUACUAUUAAUUAUGACAUUAAAUAUCUAAAUUCAAUAAAACAACCACAUUUUUACUAACUUUAACCCUUUUGAGUUACGUAAAGGGGUUGACAUAUCUUACUUAAAAUUUACAAAAAUUAUUUUUACCUAACCUAACAGAAUUCCUAGCCCGCGAAUUCAAAUAUUUAACAUUUAUUUUCAACACCUUUAGAUUAAGAACACUAAUGUACACUUGUUUAAGGGCUUAAGCACUUAUAAUAUAACAAUCUAAAUUGUAUAAUAAUUAGCUGUGUAUGUAGGACCUACAUCGUAGGUACUCGAAUAUAACAUACAGGUAAAUAUAAAACAUAAUGAUAUAUAAUAUUUUUGUUAACUUUGAACCAAUUUUGUUGAUUGCUAUAUUGACGCAUUAUUAUGAUAAGAUAAUAUGAACACAUGUUUAUUAUUACAUUAUUAUUACAUGGCCGUUAAUAAUAUAUCUGAUAGUUUUUAGGAAAGAAAUCAUAGCAAUCAUAUUAUUUAAUAAUGCCUAUUGUGAAUUCAAUAAAGAAAGCGCGGGAAAACUAUUAUUUUUGAAUAGUAACUGCAAAUAUAUACACUAUAACAUCAAAGCGCUAAUGCUUCAAUUUUCAGCUGUUUAAUAGCGAUUCAUUUCCGUAGUCAAUUUUCAAGCCUCAGGCAACCAUUUCAUUUUUAAUCGUGCAAUGUUUAUACAAUUUAUUUAAAUAACGAUUUGGUUUUGCAUUUUUACAAAAAUAUUAAUAGUUACUUUUAAAAAUGUUUUAAUCAAAUUAAUUAAAAUAGAAACUUAUGUUGUUAUGUUGGUAACACUCAUCUGCAAAUCGAAGUCACGAUUCAUAUCAUUAGAGCCUCAUCGCCCCUUCCACUGAUUGUUUCACUCCCACCAUAAUUUUUUUAAUAGUCAUCUCAAUAAAUCGAUUAUACGAAAAAUAUUUUAUUUGAACAUUCAUAUGUUAAGGCAUUUUAAUAUUAGUCUAUUCCAAUAAUAAACUAUGGUUUCGUGUAGUAUUGAAUUGAAAUUUCUAGUUAUAUUAUUUAUUAUUCACAUUAAUCACUCACAAGAGUUCAAUGGAUUUGAUAACACCAUGUUGUAUAAAAUAAAUUGGCCAGGUAAAAAGGAAGCUGAUAGAUUGGUGAAGGUAAGUUAAAAACAAUAAAAAGUUGAAAGUAAUAUGUAUUUCAAUUAUUUGCAACUUCAUAGCCGCAUUUUAUUAAACAACAAAGUUAUAAUUAUUAACUUAUAGCUUAAAUGAUAUAGGGUCUAAAAAUUGUACUGGUAAAUAUUUUAAAAAUACAAAUUUUAUAUAUUGUAGGUAUGUGAUUAAAAAUUUAGAUACAUAUAGUAAAAUAAAAUUCCUGAGAAUUUAAGAAAUCUAUUGCUAUUUUUAUAUUAACUAAAGAUUAUACUCAAAUUUAUAAUUGAUUCAUUAGGAAAACAGUGAAAAUACCUAUACUGUGAAAACAGCUCUCGGUGAAACAUAUCAGUGUUUUCUACCUGAACUAAAUGACAUAAAUGAAAAAUCAUAUGAUGGACCUAGCCCAUUUGAACUAAUAUUAUCAUUAUUCUCAAAACAAUGCUGUUCCUCCAAAGUAAGUAUAUAAUUUAUGUAACAUAAAUAUUUUAUUUCCUAUACUUCAUGUCUACAUAUGAUAUAUUUAAAUAGGAUGAUACUUAUUGGAUUUAUGAGGUAUGUCAUUUCCGAUAUGUUCGACAAUAUCAUAAGGAAGGUGAAGGAAAAACACAAAAGAAGCAAGAGUACUAUUUGGGUAAAUGGCAGGUUUUUGAAGAUCUCAAUAAAGGUACACUAAUCAAAUUAAUAAUAACUAAUGAUAAUAAUAAUUUUACUGUAUUUGUAUAAUGAAAUUUAUAAUAGAGAAAAAUUUGUAUCUCUGUACAAAAUUUCUCUUACAUUUUUUCUGACAUUAUUUGUAGUUGAAGAACUAAGAAGAUUGGCAAAUUUAAAUUAUCCUAGACCUACAAAGACAAGGAAAAUUGAUGGUGUUAAAUUACCAUACUUUGAAAUGAAUAUGUCUGAUGGCACAGUUUGUGAUAUCAAUGGCCGUCAAAGACAAACAAACGUGUUAUAUCUUUGUUAUCCUCCUAGUAAACAUCGUGUGUUUUCGGUAACAGAGAUUUCUCUUUGUCAAUACGAAGUUAUCUUUUUAACAUCAUUUUUAUGUAGUCAUCCUUGGUACAAGUGAGUAUUAGAAUUUUGGAAUAUUAUUAAUCGAAAAUAAUCUUCAUAAAUAAUUGGUGUUUUGAAUAUUUAUUGAAUGUAGACCAUCAAACAGUGAUAAAUUGAACAUUAACUGUUUCCCAGUAGGCGAUUCACCUCGCGAACCUCAUAACUUAAAAUUUCUCCAACCUGAUACUUCUAAACUGAAAAAGAACUUAAAAAUUAUGCACACUGUAAGUUUAAAUAUUUAUAUUUGUAGCAGUUAACUUUUUUUUGCAUGGUUUUUUAAUCUUGUCAUUAGUUGGCAUAUUAAUAACGGAGAAAUUAAAAUACAGGUUAAAAUACAAUCAUCUUCAGAAACAGAAUCAAUUGGGUCAAAAAAAAAGUCAUCUUUAAUAAUAAACAGUUAUGCUAAAACAUCAAUUAAUGAAAUGAAGGAAUUUGUGUUUGGAAAUUUAUGUUUUCAUGGAGUGGGUCAAAUUAUAUUUAAACAAUUUUAUGAUUUUUAUUGANAUUGGUUAAAUAAAAACGAAGAGAAGAAGCCAAAACUUGAUACAAAAGGAAAGAGAAAUGUUUUAUUUCAUUUUCACUCUUCUGGAUCUGUCUGUCGAAAAACUGGUGAAAAACGAGAGACUGUGGUAAAUAUAACUAUUUAACUUGCUAUUAAUAUUUAUUUAUUUAUAACAAAAAAAACCAAUUACCACUUUUAUAUAACUAAUUAAAGAUACAUGGGUAUAUAAAUUAUCAUAAUACAGAAUACAUUGUAGAGCUUUAUUAACUGUUGUUGGUUAACAUUAAUAUGUUUUUUAUUAACACUUUUUAGGUGCAGUAUAAAUGUACAGAAGAUCAAUAUAAUGAAAAUGUAAUAAAUCUUUAUUUAUUUGAACCAAAACCAUGUAAAUAUGAGUUAAAAAUAGAAUCACCAUCACUCUGUGAACUAAUAAAUGGGCCAAUUGAUGAAUCUGGAUUAUUCAAAGAGACAGAUAAGGUUUUUAAUGGUAUUUUAAAAUCUAUAUUUGAAGACGAAGCGGAACCAAAUUUAAAUUCCUUCACAAAAAAAGAAUUGUAG